AUGGCGGCCGCGGCGGCGUCCCUGUCCACGAAGACCAUGGAGUUCAAGACAAUUAGAGAGGCGCACGAGGACGAGGCCCGGAACCGAGAGCACAUGCUGCAGCAUUCUUUCGAGAUUCGCGCCGCGAUUCAGAUUCAGAGGGCCUGGCGCAAGUAUCAGAUACACCUCCUCGCGGAGCAGGGCCGCGAGGGCGGCGGGGACGUUUUCAUCCUCGUGCGAACGAACGACGAGCCGGUCUCGUUCCGGUACCACUGGCAGCUCACGCUGUACACGUACUUCGAAGAGCGAGGCGAUCGUCCGUCCGCGACGACGAAGGCGGUCAACUUCGUCGUCUCGGUCCUCGUCAUCUUCUUCAUCGUCAUCGCCACGGUGGUCUUCAUCGUGGAGACGAUCCCGACCGUCGCGCGCGACGACGACGCGAUGUACGCGCUCUCCAUCCUCGAGGGCGUCUGCAUAGCGAUGUUCACGCUGGAGAUAAGCGUGCGGAUGUCGUCCGUGCCGCUGGAGGAUGGGAAAUACGCGCGGGGGUUGAAGAAGUGGAUGAAGAAUCCGAUGAACGUCGUGGACAUCAUCGCGGUGAUUCCGUGGUACUUGGAGCUCAUCGUCGGCGGCGGCACCGGCGCGUUCUCGGUCGUGCGCGUCGUCCGCCUCAUCCGCGUGUUCCGCGUGUUCAAGAUCAACCGGUAUAACGCGAGCGCGGACUUGUUCUCGCGCGCGUUGCAGCGAUCCGUGCAGCCGUUGACGUUGCUGUUUUACUUCAUGCUCAUCGCGAACAUCCUCUUCUCGAGCGCGAUUUACUACGCGGAAAACUUGGGGAACGAGCACAACCCGUCUGACGAAACCAACGACUCCAUCGGCGGCCCGGCGGCGCCGUUCGACUCCAUCCCGCGCUCGAUGUACUGGUGCGCGGUGACGAUGACGACGGUCGGAUACGGCGACAUGUUUCCCAUCACGCUCUAUGGACGGUUCAUCGCGGUGUUGACGUUGUUCGCCGGGAUCAUCGUGAUCGCGAUGCCGAUCACGCUCAUCGGCUCCAACUUCGUGGACGAAUACCGCAAGUCGCAGAUGGCGCAGUGGCGCGAGAAGAAACGGCUCGAGGCGCUCGCGAAGGCGAAGGAAGAGAUGAAAGUGCUGCCGCUGUUGACCGAGAUGGGUUUAGGGUCUAGGUCUAGGUCUAGGUCUAGGUAUGACCUCGCGCGAAAGAGCACCGAGAUGGAGGGAAAGAAGAAGGAGGAAGGCGCGGGCGGCGGCGCGGGGGUCGGGACGGAAGACGUCGAGGUCUUGCCGACCGCGGAGUUCGCGGCGUUGCAGCCGAGCCCGUGGGACGCGCCGCCGCGCCCGGGCGCGCGGUUGGAAGCUCGAACGCCGGCGACCGGGGACGACGCGGCUAGACUCGCGCGCCUGGUCAUCGAACGUCUGGACGCGAUGCAGGAUCAGAUCGCGAGCUUGGAGGAGACGAUCGUGAGGAUGACGAUCGGGUAAGGUAGAGAAGUAAAGAAAGGAAGGCUUUUAAGCUGAGUACAGUCAACAGUUAAACA
This is a messenger RNA of Micromonas pusilla CCMP1545, 1538 nucleotides long. Its product is annotated as voltage-gated ion channel superfamily. Gene Ontology annotation, molecular function: voltage-gated potassium channel activity. The record is from RefSeq and is a predicted model, not a curated record. Gene Ontology annotation, biological process: potassium ion transmembrane transport. Bases 1 to 1482 code for a protein of 493 amino acids. Gene Ontology annotation, cellular component: membrane. The transcript is spliced from 4 exons. Lineage: Eukaryota; Viridiplantae; Chlorophyta; Mamiellophyceae; Mamiellales; Mamiellaceae.